AAUGAAAGCUGUACUGUUCCCGCUGCUGCUGCUGGCGCUGGCCGCUCGGUCCUCUGCUCGGCCUCUGGAGUCCGAGGACGUUGGCAACCGGCUUUUAGCUGAGAAAUACCUGCAGCGCUUCUAUGGCGCUCCGGCUGGCCUCCAAGGCAGAAGCACGCCGUCCGAUUCCUUUCAACACAAGAUCAAGCAAAUGCAGAGAUUCUUUAGACUGGAGGUCACUGGGAAUAUAGAUGACAAAACUUUAGAUGUGAUGAAGCAGGCCAGAUGUGGUGUUCCAGACAUCGGCGAGUACAACCACUUCCCUCGAAACCUCAAAUGGCCAAAUACCAACGUCACAUUCAGGAUACUGAAUUACACUCCAGACCUGAAGAAGCCAGAUGUAGACAAAGCCAUCCGCCGCGCUCUCAACCUUUGGUCUGCCGUUACUCCUCUGAUUUUUAAGAAGCUUUACAAAGGCAAUGCUGACAUCAUGAUCAGCUUUGGAUCAAGAGAGCACGGAGACUACAACCCCUUUGAUGGCCCUGAUGGUCUGCUGGCUCAUGCCUACCCUCCAGGCCAAGGCAUUGGAGGGGACACUCACUUUGAUGAGGAUGAGCACUGGACCAAAGAUUCAUCAGCUUACAACCUGUUUGUAGUGGCAGCUCAUGAGUUGGGUCACGCCCUGGGGAUGUCCCAUUCCUCAGACCCAGGUGCCCUGAUGUACCCCAUCUACACUUAUGCUACAGGCUACCUGCUGUCUGAAGAUGACAUUGAAGGAAUUCAAGAUCUCUAUGGUCCAAACCCAAACCCAAAGAAAGUGAAGCCAAGGCCUGAUGCCCCAAAAAGGUGCGACCCGACGUUGAGUUUUGAUGCUGCCACAGAGCUCAGAGGAGAAACCAUCAUCUUCAAAGACAGUUACUACUGGCGUAUUCAUCCUCAGAUGGUGGCGCCUCAACUGACACUGAUUAAGUCCACAUGGCCGUCCCUCCCCAAUAAAGUCGAUGCCUCUUACGAGAACCCAGAGAAGGAUUUGGUCAUCAUAUUUAGUGGAAUCAAAAUGUGGGCUUUGAAUGGAUACAACCUUGUGGACGGUUACCCUAAAUACAUUCACAAGCUUGGUCUUCCCAAGAGUGUUAGGAAAAUCGAUGCAGCCGUGAACAUCAAGGACACCGGGAAAACUCUGCUUUUCACCGAUGAAGAAUACUGGAGCUAUGAUGAAGCAGCAGGAACCAUGGACAGUGGUUAUCCACGAUCCAUUGAGGACGACUUUCCCGGAAUGGAGGAUGAGGUCGACGCUGCUGUUUAUCACUAUGGACAAUUGUAUUUCUUCCAUGACCACCUGCAGUACGAGUACAGUUACAGGUCAAAGAAGGUUAUUCGCAUCCUAAGAGCCAACUCCAUCCUCAACUGCUGAUGAGACAGACUUCAGGCCGCAGCCGCGGCUUAAAAUGAUAUAAAGUGAUUUAUAAUGAUUUGAGACACACAAUGCAAACUCUGCAUGUAAAUGCAUAUCAAAAUGAGACAGAGGAAGACACAGCCCAAUAUAUGAGCAGGGAAAUGGGUGCUUUAGAGGGAAAAUUUGUAUUUUAACUAUAGUGCUGGACACAGAAUGCUGGAAAAUUCUAUAGGAGUUUUUAACUUAUAUUUAUUUUACAAGAGUAUAUUUGUCUUAACGUUCAUGUCGGACAUCAGGAUGUUCUCGUUAAGCUUCUUCACUGCUCUGCGAACUCAGUAUUGACUAAACAGUCUUUGUGUUUC
Archocentrus centrarchus (flier cichlid) is the source of this 1737-nucleotide messenger RNA. It is a transcript of the gene mmp13b, whose product is annotated as matrix metallopeptidase 13b. Lineage: Eukaryota; Metazoa; Chordata; Actinopteri; Cichliformes; Cichlidae. Gene Ontology annotation, cellular component: extracellular matrix. Gene Ontology annotation, molecular function: zinc ion binding; metalloendopeptidase activity. Bases 2 to 1393 code for a protein of 463 amino acids. Gene Ontology annotation, biological process: collagen catabolic process; proteolysis; extracellular matrix organization. The record is from RefSeq and is a predicted model, not a curated record. The transcript is spliced from 11 exons.